Messenger RNA from Cylicostephanus goldi, 326 nucleotides. Lineage: Eukaryota; Metazoa; Nematoda; Chromadorea; Rhabditida; Strongylidae. The record is from the annotation of a GenBank genome assembly.
GACUAUUCUCGACUUUACGUAUGCUUUCUCUUCUCGCGGUCAGCCGGUUUUUGUUUUUUACAAUUAAUAAUUCCGUCAACUGCUGUUGUCAUCACGUCAUGGGUAUCACUUUGGAUGGAAAACGAGACGUCCUUCCAGGAUAUGAUUUCCAUCAUAUUAACCAUUACAUUUUUACUCUUUUCAUAUAAUGAGGUAAUGCCACGGGUUAGCUAUAUCAAAGCAAUGGAUGUUUAUCUUGGUGUCUGUUUUUGCAUAGUUUUUUGCUCACUUAUUAAACUGGCCAUGGUUAAGUAUAUGCGGCAACGGCUGGUAUUAUCGAGGUAAAU